GUAAAAUUUUUGUGAUUGGUAGUUGGAAAGAACAAUGAAAAAAAAAUGUGUUUUACAACCAAUCACUGAACAGUAUAUCACAAUUUUGACACAAGUUACUCCACCAUAGCUGAACCAUAGUGAGCGAGCCAUCUCGUUUCUUUAGAUGACACCAAAAUUGACACAAAAUUUGUCAAAAUACCGUAUAAACAUAAUUGCAUCUAUCUCCAUUGUUUCUUUUAUGUUUUCUUCCGCCUCCCCUGGGUUUGUUUUGUCCACUGUUUGGCAAAUUACUCGUGCAAAAACGUACUAAGUUGUUGAUCACACAUCGUCAGCUCAGUGUCAUAGGAACUGUACAGGCGCACUUAAAGGAACAAUAGUCGACAAACUGCACCUGUGUAAAUAGAAGCUUAGCAAUACUAAAGAAUCUCGUAUGAUGAGAACGUCAUAGUAGUCGAUUGUGAAGUGUAGCGCGUGAAGUUGUAUCCUCAAUGUUAUAAUUGAUGGUAAGAUGAGUGAGGAGGUGCAGAAUGAGGGGAGCAGGCACAGCGCGUCGCUGGGCGAGCCCGGCGCGCCCGCCGCCGAGUGCGCCGCGCUCGACGCCUCCACCGCCGUCUCACAGACCACCAUCACCCAGAUGACGGCGAGCUCCGCGCCGGCCGCCGAGGGCGCCAAGUGGUGCUGCGACGUGUGCACCUACGAGAACUUCCCGCUCUCACGCAAGUGCACCAUGUGCCGCAGCCCUAAGUCCGCGCUCAACGAGGACAUCUUCCGGCUGCAGGACGGCGCCAGCGCGCUGCCGGCGCCCGACGCCACCGGUGCGGAGGCGGUGGCGGAGCGACUGCCGCUGAGGAUAUCUUCCCCGCAGGGCGCCAGCGCGUCGUCCGUCGCCAAGUGGUCGUGCCCGACGUGCACGUACGACAACUGGCCCAAGGCGCUGAAGUGCGCCAUGUGCGGCAGCAGCAACCCCCUGGGCGCGGCGCCGGGCGGGCCGGGCGGCGCGGGCAUCAACGAGCUGAGCAGCCCCGCGUCGCUGCACUCGCUGGACAAGCGCAGCAAGCGGCGCGCGGGCCCGGACUGGGUGUGGCUGCAGGCGUGCCUGGGCGUGGUGGAGGGCUCGGCGCGCUGCGUGGACGCCUACCUGGCGCAGGGCGGCGACCCCGCCCGCGCGCUCACGCCGCAGGAGGUGGCGCUGCUCAACCGCGCCUCCGCCUUCGACGCCGGCCACACGCUCGUGCACCUCGCCAUACGGUUUCAGCGACAAGAAAUUUUGUCGACAUUACUGUCGCGGAUAUCGGGCGGCGGGCCCGGCCUCAAGAGAUCUCCUUCAUACAUCGCGCCGGACCUGGCGUCGGCGAUCCGGCGGCACAUCGCCAGCUGCGUGCGCUACAAGAAGGGCAGCUUCCCGUGCCGGUACAUCAACGAGUUCUGCACCUUCUACCUGCCAGCCGAGAUCGAGGAGCUGCCGGCGCCGAUCCAGGAGCAGCUGUUCUCGGAGCUGCUGGACCGCGACGCCAUGGCCACGCUGGAGGCCGACCCGCCGCUCAUCAACUGGAGCGCCGAGCUGCGGCGCCACGGCUCGCGCCUGUACGCGCUGUGGAACCGCUCGGCCGGCGACUGCCUGCCCGACGCCGUGUGCCAGGCGGCGUACGGCGUGGCGGACCGCGCCAACACGCUGCGGGCGGCACUCGGGGACGCGCUGGGGGCCCGGGCGCUGUACGCGCGCUGGGCGGCGUGGGAGCGCGCGCAGGCGGCGCGGCUGCAGUACGCGCCCGACGAGGCGCAGCUGCGCGCCGAGUCGCGCCUGGCGGCCGCCGCCGCGCGCCCGGGCGCCGCGCUGCACCAGCUGCACGUGUUCGCGCUGGCGCACGUGCUGCGCCGCCCCAUCCUCGUGUACGGCGUGGACGUCGUCAACUCGUUCCGCGGCGAGGCGCUGGGCUACGCGCGCUUCCGCGGCCUCUACCUGCCGCUGCUGUGCGAGCCCGACGCCUGCAGCAAGUCGCCGCUGAGCCUGGGCUACACGCGCGGCCACUUCUCCGCGCUCGUGCCGCUGCAGCCGCGCGCGCCCGCCUACAUCCGCGACGCGCGCGCCCCGCAGGCGCUGCUGCCGCUCACCGACCUGGACGGCAAGCUGCUGCCCGUGCACUUCCUCACCGGCGACGAGAUGGCGGACGCGGAGGCGGUGGUGCGGCGCUGGGUGUCGGCGUGCGUGACGGGCGGCGGCGUGCUGGCGGCGCGGCAGACGCUGCACGCGCGGCCGCUGCUGCAGGCGCAGAUGCUGGAGGAGUGGCUCAACCACUACCGGCGCCUCGCGCAGCAGACGCGCGGCCCCUUCCCGCCGCGGCUGCAGCCGGCCGCCGCCGAGUUCUCCAGCGACGCCGACACGGACGAGGAGUAGCCGCGUGUCCGCCGCUGCACCGACACCUCACGUCUCGGAAGAUUGGCGCUCUAAAUCUUUGUGACUCUGUGAUCCUCCGGUUACGAGUGUGCACGUCUGCACGAUAGUGACGUCAUUUGGGGUAAAUUCGUAAAUGUGCGAUGUUCAUUUCCUUGUCUCGCUCAGAGUGUGGGCGGUGGCACACCGGCGCCGAGCCGAUGCGAAUCAUUGUUUACUUCAAAUGUAACGUAGCCGACUGAAGUUUGUUCCCACUGCGCGCCAUAACUUUCAUACUUAUAGUAUGCACAAAAGGAAAAUUAACUUAUACAAGAAUAAGUAUAACUUAGUCUGAAUAAGUUAUAGUGCGGAAUGUCCGCAGCGCCGUGCUGUGGGAGGCCAAAUCCUGGAGUGAGUGCCGUCUGUCAGUUCGCUCGUUAUACAGCACUCUUUAUGUUUGGCGUUCAAAUUGACGGCCGCCGCCGGUUCUAGUUAAAUUUACUUAUUUUAGAUGCAAUUACUGAAUUGCAGUGGUAUAUUUUAGUGGUGUUUCAUCAUUGCCCUUUGUUCCGGUGUAGAUCUUUUUUUAUUUAUACAUUAUUCGUUUAGUAAAUAUUGUUGUGGAGAGUCGCCCAAUACGUUACCUUAGCGAUAUCGAAAUUUUACAAUCUGAACCUUGAUGGAAGGGCUCAGGGGUUUACUCUCCUUCUGGAACACUGCUGCAAACUGUAUCUACCGAUAUAGUGAAGCGCUUCAUUAUGAAUACGUUCUGAGAGGGGAUAUAAAGGCUUUACAUGUAAAUUGUUUCUACAAUGAAGCUUGUGAAUAAUAUCUACUACAGUGAAAUCAUUUCUGGGUGAGUGUUGCCCAUUUUUCCACAACAUUAUUAUGAACUUGAAGCAUGUCGAUCUGGACAUAAAAAAUAUGCAAAUAAUAAAAGAGAUAAGAGUCUAUUAAAAUUAACGACAUUGUACAGAGAGUAAUAAGGUUCUAAUAUUUAUAUUAUUAUAGAUUCUCGGUUGUAAAUAAAAAGAAAUUGGUUAAAAGUAAUAAUUAUAAUAGAUGUAUAGUUUAUUAUUCCGCUUAGUGCAUACGAAUCAUUCGUUCGCCUGUCGUUAAAACAAGGGAAAUUGCAGUAGGAUAUGGUUGCAAGAGGCGGGGUCCCGCGCGGCAGUGGCGCCGCCGCCUGCUCUCGCCGCCGCUGCCCGCGCCUGCCACUGCCGCGCGGACCCUCACCGCGCCUAAUGUCACGCAAGUCAAAACGUCAUCGUGUCGGACAAGUUCCGCGUCUCAUGCAGAUAUUACAAUCCAAUCACCACACUAAAAGUUCAUUGAAAUAACUGAAUCACGUGAGCUGCUAGAAAGCUUGCAACUAAUUACACUACUUUUGAUCUAAUACAUUAUGUUACUUUAUUUUCUUCAAAAAUCUGUAAAUAAGUCGAUAGGUACAUGUUACGAAAACGAUUUGAACUAAUUUUGUUAACAGUCACGUUACGAUUUAUUCAAAUUAAGUACCUAUACCUACUAAUUUUUAAUCAAUAAAGCACUUAUUUUAUGAAGCUGUUCGA
Messenger RNA from Helicoverpa armigera (cotton bollworm), 3921 nucleotides. It is a transcript of the gene trbd, whose product is annotated as ubiquitin thioesterase trabid. Lineage: Eukaryota; Metazoa; Arthropoda; Insecta; Lepidoptera; Noctuidae. The record is from RefSeq and is a predicted model, not a curated record. Gene Ontology annotation, molecular function: cysteine-type deubiquitinase activity; K63-linked polyubiquitin modification-dependent protein binding. Gene Ontology annotation, biological process: cell migration; protein K29-linked deubiquitination; cytoskeleton organization. Gene Ontology annotation, cellular component: nucleus; cytoplasm.